AUGAAUUCAACCUAUGCUAAUGGAACUGUUCAUAGGUAUGAAGAGAUCAAGUUUGUCCCUCCAUCAAACAAUCACAAAACAGAAGUUCAAUCCAAAGACGUUACAAUUUUGCCUAAUAAAAACGUAUCAGCACGACUUUACCUCUCCAAAAUCAGUCGAAAAAAUAAAAAAUUUCCUCUUUUUUUUUACAUCCACGGGGGAGGUUUUUGCAUAGAAUCAACAUUUUCUUCCGGGUAUGAUAGUUACCUCCACAAGCUAACAGCUCAGGCUAAUGUAUUGGUCGUGUCAAUUAAUUACAGACUAGCCCCAGUGCAUCCAAUUCCAGCAUAUUACGAUGAUUCAUGGGAUGUAAUGAAUUGGGAUGCACGAGGGAAAGAGCCCUGGCUGAAACAACAUGCCAAUUUUUCACGUGUUUUCUUAGCUGGUGAUAGUGCUGGAGCUAAUAUAGCUAACAACAUCAUGGUUCGUGCAAGUGAGGAAAGUCAUUUUGUCCUGUCACUAGUUGGGAUGGCACUAUUGGAUCCAUAUUUUGGUAAUGGUAAGCCUGAUGUAUUAUGGACGUAUUUAUGCCCGAAAACUAAUGGGAUUGAUGAUCCAAGAUUCAAUCUGGCAGCUCAUCCGAAGAUACUGUCGAAAUUGAAAUGCUCCAAGAUCUUUGUUUUUACUGCUGGUAAAGAUAAUUUGAGAGACAGAACUUGGACUUAUUACGAAACAAUGAAGAAAAUUGGGUGGAAAGGUGAAUUGGGGAUAAAAGAGACAGAAGGGGAGGGACAUGUCUUCCACAUGUAGAAGUACGUUUCCUUGUGUUCAACUGUAAUUUUCUUCGAGAAUGCGGUGAAUUCCUAAACCAAGCAAUCCCUUCAUACACCACCUAACAUCUACCACUACAUUUUUAGUCAAAAAAUGAAGAAGAUCGAUCAGCAUCUACAGAUGUAGAAUUGAUCAGAUACCAAACAGAUUUACCCUUUCCACACCACUUGGUGAGAUAGUUGGCACGAAGCUCUACACCCCUCACCUUUGAACUUUCCAAGAAUAAACAAUAAAAUCAACUCAACAGCGGUCAUUUAGAUGAAAAAUUCUUCUACUAAACCAUUUCAUCACUCAGAAACUCAUGAAAUUCUGGAGACAUCUAAGUGAAGGACAUCCAGUUUCAACAUCUAAGAUAAGUAGAUAUAUAUGACUCGAAUAAAUAGCCAACUCAUGUAAAACAUAGUAAAUGCGAUCAAAACCAUUGCUCAAAAUAGCCGAAAUCCAUAUUGUCAUGAUACCUUCCAAAUUAAGCUUAGACAUGUCUAAAACAAGAAGGCCCUGCAAGAGCUCUAUAAGCAAAUGAAUUAAUGCAUAUUACGUGUUGGUAGCUCUAGUGUAAAUCUGCUGGCUAGCAUGAGCAGAUACCAUCCUGAUCGAACCUUUUGCCAUCAAAUCUCUUAUUGCCUUCCUAGCAAGUGAUCCACUAAUCUGGACAUUCAAUCAAAUCAACAAAUUAGCAAAAUUACAAUUGACAUACUAGCGUACGUACAAACUGUUGGAGUUACUGCUGUUACUGAUGCUGUAUAUCCCACAUAAACAGUGUGUAUUUUUAUCUCUUUAGAUAGUUUAGCCCAAUAAUAAUUAGCUGGUAGGCCCAUUCUUACUUUUGGGUCCUUUUUGGCCCACUGAUGUAUAAAGAAGGGCGAUCGAUCCUUGUAGAGAAGAUUAGAUAUUUUUUCCUGAAUCAAAAGGUUUCCUUCAUUUCUCUCUCAAACCUUCUCUGUAGAGUUCACUAUAUUUGUUUGAUUCCUGAUGAUCACACUAGUUUUAUAUAGUAUCAGAGAGAAGAUCCAUAAUCUUCGGUUGAUUUUGCAUCCUCCGAUGGUACCCUUCUGUGUUUUCGUGCUGCAUUUUUUGUUUCGAUCAACGGAGAUUUCCUUUUUGCCGGAAUUGUAUUUCCGAUGUGUAUUUUUCAGUUACGCAGAUUCUUCUUUUGCAGAAAUAUUGUCUUCACAGUGCAGUUGGUUUAUUUUUUUUGCUGAAAAACUGAGGUCGUAGCUAUCUAGCUGAAUUUGUAGCUGUUUUUUGAUUUUUACACCAAGGCCGUUACCGUUUUUGGUUGCAAAACGGAGGGUAUCCUUCCCUUAUCACUA
Molecule: messenger RNA, 2123 nt
Organism: Capsicum annuum
Lineage: Eukaryota; Viridiplantae; Streptophyta; Magnoliopsida; Solanales; Solanaceae
Product: 2-hydroxyisoflavanone dehydratase-like
Exons: 1
Coding region: 1-789 (262 amino acids)
Molecular function (GO): hydrolase activity
Source: RefSeq, a predicted model, not a curated record